CCGCUCUCCCCUUUGCCGCUGGCUUUGUCUCACUGCAAGCUAGUACCAUGUGUUCAGUUUGUCUAUCGCUCGGCUGGGCUGUAUUAUCUGCAAACCCCUUCGAUCAGGGGCAUGUCAGUCGCUCCGCAGCCAUCUCAAAAUGAGCGCACCGCAAUGAGUGGACCUGAUAAUCUACCAAUCAGUCGGCCUCGUCCUUGAGGCGUUGGAACAUGCCAUUAAAUUUGAUCGAACAAACCUCGUGCUAGACUCGGAAAGCCUCAGUCCCGUAACCUGCCAGACGACUCUCCGCAAAGCAUCCAAUACGAUUCAGCACACUCGUGAACCAAAUAACAAUAAAUGCAUUAGUGCCAUGCAAAACACAAUGGUGAGGUGUAUGACAAUCUCAACGCGAUCACUAGCGCAAUCCGCGAGGAAGCUCUGCGCUGGGUAUUAUGGGUGGUCAGAUGCGAUAUCUCCACUAGCUUCCUGGACGAGAUCUAUAAGCAUUCUAAGUAGAGGAGCAGUAGUUUUGGCAUUGAGAAUUUUC
Molecule: messenger RNA, 526 nt
Organism: Mycena citricolor
Lineage: Eukaryota; Fungi; Basidiomycota; Agaricomycetes; Agaricales; Mycenaceae
Source: the annotation of a GenBank genome assembly